UCCACGUUCAAUUUUCCCGCAACCAUUUCAUCCAACGACUGCUGAAAUUGAUAGGGGAAAAGGGAAAAUGUUAGCUGCGCCUUCUGCUUCACGCCUCAGCUCUCCUUUUGUCUACUGCCCCCUGCAGCUCUCCUCUCCAUCCUCAUCUUCCACUAAAUUCAUCAAAACGCAACGCUCUCCGGCUUCGUAUCCAUGCGUCAGAGCAGCUGAUCUCGAUCAGAACACUGUAGUGGCGAUUGCAGUUGGAGUGGUCAGUGUUGCAGUCGGGAUUGGGAUUCCUGUUUUCUACGAGACACAAAUUGACAGUGCUGCCAAGAGAGAAAAUACUCAGGCAUGCUUCCCCUGUGAUGGCUCCGGUGCUCAAAAAUGUAGAUUCUGCAUGGGAACCGGCAGUGUGUCCGUUGAACUCGGUGGUGAUGAGAAAGAAAUCUCUCGGUGCAUCAACUGUGACGGGGCUGGCUCGUUGACCUGCACCACAUGCCAGGGCAGUGGCAUUCAACCUCGAUACCUUGAUCGUAGAGAAUUUAAGGACGACGAUUGAGCACUGCAGAGAACACGGAUGCAGUUCAGAUGAAUUCUUUGAUGCCAAAUUAACUGUCUUGGAGUUACAUAGAUGGGGCAAUGACAGAUUUUUUGUGCAUACUUUUUUUCCUGUAUUUCUUGAAUUUGAAGUCAAAACUGUAUCAGUUGUUCAGAAAAUUAAAAACGUCGACAGCAGGGUUCGAACCUGCGCGGGCGAAGCCCAACAGAUUUCAAGUCUGUCUCCUUAA
This is a messenger RNA of Salvia hispanica, 770 nucleotides long. RefSeq names its product protein SPA, chloroplastic-like. Gene Ontology annotation, biological process: photosystem II repair. Gene Ontology annotation, molecular function: protein disulfide isomerase activity. The record is from RefSeq and is a predicted model, not a curated record. Gene Ontology annotation, cellular component: chloroplast. Lineage: Eukaryota; Viridiplantae; Streptophyta; Magnoliopsida; Lamiales; Lamiaceae.